Molecule: messenger RNA, 765 nt
Organism: Ostreobium quekettii
Lineage: Eukaryota; Viridiplantae; Chlorophyta; Ulvophyceae; Bryopsidales; Ostreobiaceae
Source: the annotation of a GenBank genome assembly
AUGCCGGCUCCUGUUGGGCUGUUGACGCGCGGCGGGCCCCUCCCCCAGGCCCUGGCCUCCAGAUCGUUGCUGAGCCGCGUGAUCGGCGCCCAGGGCCGCAUCUUUAGCCGAGGCGCUCGUCGGGAUCUGUGGUGCCUGAUGAGCGGCCAGGCGGCCGGCAUGAUCUGCGGGGACACCUUCUUUCUGGACCCGUUCGCGGAGCGGCAGUGGGACGAUCCAAAGUACCAGGGCACCAGGAUAGACUUCGACAGGGCGGAGUUUGUGAGGCGAGUGCACGAAGAACACAAGGCUGGUGCCCGUCUGCACGAUGGCUAUGCCCCAUUCUGCAAGCACAUAUUUGUGAAGAACUUUGUUGGCGCAAAGGCAGGCGCGAUGGCCAUCACAAAAGAGAAUAGGGGUCUAUUGCUGUCUGGCUACACGAAGAGACGGCCAGAGGAGCUCGCUGUGCUCACACGGUGGUUUCCUUCUGAGGCUGUCGCACGUCCAGAGGCUGCAUACCUGGAUGUCAUUCUCUACUCCAGGGAGCAAGUCCUCAAGGAGCACUCUACCCUGGAAGGCGCUGGGCCCCUGCCAGAUGUGCCUGAUGUGCCAUGGGGCAUCAUCUCCAUCAAGGCCCAGAUGGAAGAUCAUGAGACGCCUAUGCAGCCCAUCACAAUGAUGCGCAACUCGUUGGGCAUGGAGCAGGGGGGCAGCGGUGUGCCACUGGACCGCGACGCCUACCAGAAGUCGGUCGAGUACUGGGAGCAGCACGCAACCAUACUGUGA